Molecule: messenger RNA, 1188 nt
Organism: Eruca vesicaria subsp. sativa (arugula)
Lineage: Eukaryota; Viridiplantae; Streptophyta; Magnoliopsida; Brassicales; Brassicaceae
Source: the annotation of a GenBank genome assembly
AUGGUUUUCAAGGGCGUCAGUCAUAAUUGCUUGUUUGUGUUCGUCGAUGCUGCCGUGAGAAUAGUUGAACUCCCGAAGAUUGCAGCAACUGAUUCUCUACUUUUAGAUGGGUACAACAAGAAUCAGAAUCAAGAAGAUUUGGAAACUGGAGGAGCUGAGAAGAGGAAACUGGAGCAGCUUUCAUCAGAUGGAGAAAAGAGUCGGAAGAAACCAAAAGUUGAUGAUCUCAGUCAGUCUGCUGGGACUGCUACUGAACUCUCACCAAGAGAAAAACAAGACGAACCUCUUACGGAAGCAAAAGAAAAAGGUGGUGAAAAAUCACUUGAAGAUGUAAUAAGAGAUAAUAUUGAAUCAUCAGAUAAUCUCGUGAGCCACACGGAAAAUCAUUUGGACAUCACUAACAGUGGCUUGACAACGAGACCUGAUACCGAGAAGAAGAAAAAGAAGCGAAAGAAGAGAUCAAAAGAUGACAUAAAUCAAUCCUCUGCUACUACAUCAUCAAGAGAUGCCACCGUGAAUGAGAUAGAUGGAGGAGUUCCUGCAAAUGUUGAUGCUUCUCCUCACUCUCUUCCAAGCUCUAAUCUUGAUCAUUCUUCUUCUGCAGAAGCAAGGCAGAAAGAAAAUGACAUGGUUGAGAAUGUUGUUGAAGAUGUGGGUAGAGAUAAAACUGAGACUGACAAUCUCAUGGAAAGUCAUUUGGACACUAGCAGUGGGUUAACAGCCAGACCAGAUACAGAGAAAAAUAAGAGCACAUCUAAAGAUGACGUCAAUCAAUCUCUAGCUGCGGCUGCUGCUCUUACAACCUCAAGAGAUAUCGUCAAUGAAAUUAAUAGAGUUCCUGCAAAUGUCGAUUACGUUGAUGAUAGUUUUGAAUCUCUUCUAGUACCUAGAGAAGAAAAUCCUUUUGUAGAAGCAGCAAGUCAAAAAGGUAAUUUCAAAAAUGAGAUAUUUGUUGAAGAUGUGGGAAGAAAUAACAUUGAACCAAACAGUGUGGGGUUGAUGGCAACCAGGCCAGAUAAGAGCUCAAAAGAUGACAUCAAUCAGUCUUUUCCUGCCGCUACAGGUUCAAAAGGUCUUGUGACUGAGAUAAAUGGAGUUGCUGGAAACGAAGAUCCUGUUGGUGGUGCUACUCUUAUUUCUCUUUCCAUCUCAACAAGAAGAGAAAAUCUAGGCACUCCUUAUGCAUAA